Soboliphyme baturini is the source of this 1446-nucleotide messenger RNA. NCBI's taxonomy places the organism in Eukaryota, Metazoa, Nematoda, Enoplea, Dioctophymatida, Soboliphymatidae. The record is from the annotation of a GenBank genome assembly.
AUGAACAGAAGUCUGUUGUGCGGACUCGUUCGAAGCUUCCGGCAGAGUUGUCGUCACAUUAGUCGGCGGAAACCCAAUCCUGGAAAGCCACCGAUCGUACCCCCUGCCAAAAGCAAGCGCUAUCGAGUUGUUCACGUCAAAUGGCAAGAAUCACAGGAUGUGGAGGAACUGGUAUGGCGACGUCAUGCGUAUUAUGACGCUCUGAAGUCAAUCAGAAGAUAUUAUCAAGAACAGCUGAAUCUGGGCACGAAAACCUCUGCUGAAACAAAAAACUAUGAAUUGCAAGACGAAGAGGAGUUUCAGCAGUUGUUGCUCGAAAACGACCAGAUCAACCGACAACAGGCAGAGUUGAGGAAAGCGCGGCAGAAGGCAGAGUUGAAUGAAGUCAACGAGCAGUUAUCGAGGCUCAUUAAAGACCACGUGGAAAGGACGUCGGACAGUCGCCGGCUCCACGAAGCAGAGGUGUUGGAGAUGAUCGAAAAGUCCAAAGAUUUUGUCACUGCGGAAAACUUAGAAGAAAAGAUUAACGAAGCUUUGGAAAAUCCGGUUGACUUUAAUUUUGCCGUUGACCUCUCUGGCAACGUUUAUACCGGUAAAGCAAUGGAAGGUAAAGAGGCUACUGCUGAAAGCAAAGGUGCAGAACUGCCGGUCGUGGUUAAUGAUUCUUUUUCUGACGAAGAGGCAGUGUUUUACUCGGCCAACACGGAUAUGGACGAGUUUCAUGACUGUAAAAGCGAUAUCGAUGACAUGGUGCAGCCGGAAGUAGAAGCAGUUACGAAUGACGACGUUAAAAUAGGUUCCGAUGCAUCUUGCAACCCGGGGUCUUCUGAAAGCUGUGAAGCGAGAGGAGAAUAUUUCAUCGACGAGACGUACCUCUCUGAAGCGGAGGCCCUUAUUUCUGAUGAGCAAAAGACUGCAAAGAAAGAAAUGGCUAUUUCGCUCAAGGAGCAGGGAAACCGUUACUUCAAAGAUGGGGACUAUCGCCAGGCGGCUGUCACCUAUACUGACGGGUUGCGUACCUGUCCUCCAAGUUUCAAGGAUAUUCGAGCCGUACUGUACAGCAACCGGGCAGCUUGUUUCGUAAAAAUGGAAAUGUUGAAAGAAGGUUUAGAAGACUGUUCCGCUGCGAUCGAGUUGGACCCGUCAUACUUGAAAGCUUUACGGCGGCGUGCGCAAAUCAACGAGUCGAAAGAAGAAUGGUGGGAUAACGCAUUGGCUGACUAUAAAUUAUUGCUUGCGUCAGAUCCGGGCGACAAAAAGGCUCAAAAUUCCGUCUUGAGCCUUCCUGGCAUGAUAGAGCAGCGUAACGAAAGAACCAAAGCUGAGAUGAUCAAGAAACUAAAGGAACUAGGAAACAGAAUUUUGAAGCCUUUUGGAUUAUCGACGAAUAAUUUUAAAAUGGAGCAGAAUCCAGACGGUAGUUACGCGGUGAAAAUGCAGCGUUGA